UACCGCUCGCGCUCUGUCUGAAUAUCUGAAACGAGCGUAUUUUCGCAAAACAAAAAAAAACAACAUUAAUGUUAUAAUAACAAUUGACAUUGAAAAAUGCAUGACAACUCAACCAAUGAUCAAGUGGUUCUUGUAACUGGAGGAUACGAUCACACUGUCAAAGUAUGGCAAGCCCACACAGGUAUAUGCCUUCGCAGCAUGCAACAUGCCGAUUCUCAAGUCAAUGCCCUAGCCAUCACACCCAACAAACAUGUGGUCGCAGCGGCAGGAUAUCAGCACAUUCGAAUGUACGAUUUAAACUCUAGCAAUCCCAAUCCUGUGAUAAAUUAUGAAGGCAUUUCAAAGAACGUCAGCGGAGUUGGCUUUCAGGAAGAAGGAAAGUGGAUGUUUACUGGUGGGGAAGACUGUUCUGCCAGGAUUUGGGACUUGAGGUCAAGUACUUUUCAGUGCCAGAGGAUCUUUCAAGUCUCUGCACCAGUCAACUGUGUUUACCUACAUCCUAAUCAAGCAGAACUGAUUGUUGGAGAUCAGAGUGGAGUCAUCCAUCUUUGGGAUCUCAGAUCAGAUCACAAUGAGCAACUAAUACCAGAAGCAGAGGCUUCGAUUCAAGACGUAACUGUGAAUUGUUAUGGCACGUACAUGGCUGCUGUCAACAACAAGGGUCACUGUUUCAUCUGGGCUCUCAAUAGCAUUGGGGACGAGCCAACUAAAUUGAAUCCUCGUCAAAAACUAAAAGCACACAAAAGAUACGCCCUCAGGUGCAAGUUUAGUAGUAAUUUGCAGUAUCUGGUUACAACGGCCUCUGACGAGACUGCCAAGAUUUGGAAGACAUCCGACUUUUCAGAGUACAAGACGCUCUGUCACAACCAGAAGAGGUGGGUCUGGGAUGCGGCCUUCAGCGCUGACUCUCAGUACAUUUUCACAGCAUCGACCGACAGUAUCGUGAGAUUAUGGGACAUAGAGUCCGCUGAAGUCAAAAGAGAAUACAUUGGACAUCAAAAAGUUGUGUCGGCUCUAGCUUUCAGCGACGAGGUCAAAAACUAAAUUACACGGUUGUGAGAUCUUAAAGUAAUUGUACAUAAUACUUAG
Messenger RNA from Copidosoma floridanum, 1089 nucleotides. RefSeq names its product MTOR associated protein, LST8 (gene Lst8). Gene Ontology annotation, biological process: regulation of actin cytoskeleton organization; TOR signaling. Gene Ontology annotation, molecular function: protein binding. Gene Ontology annotation, cellular component: TORC1 complex; TORC2 complex. The record is from RefSeq and is a predicted model, not a curated record. Lineage: Eukaryota; Metazoa; Arthropoda; Insecta; Hymenoptera; Encyrtidae.